This is a messenger RNA of Zea mays, 1543 nucleotides long. RefSeq names its product phosphatidate cytidylyltransferase. Gene Ontology annotation, molecular function: transferase activity, transferring phosphorus-containing groups. NCBI's taxonomy places the organism in Eukaryota, Viridiplantae, Streptophyta, Magnoliopsida, Poales, Poaceae. The record is from RefSeq and is marked validated. Gene Ontology annotation, cellular component: membrane.
GCCUCCUCCAGUCCUGCUCGCUCCCCACCUCUCAUGGCGGCGCCGGCGGCCACCCGCCUCCACUCCCCGUUCCUCCUGCUUCCUUCCCCACCGCACCCCCACCCUUCACUUCGCCUCCGCUUCCUCCUGCCGUCCCCGCCGCCGCUCCGCCUCCGCCGCCACUUCCCGCUGCUGGCUGCCGCCGCCGUAUCCGCCGCAGCCGGCGCCGGCGGUGGCGGGGAGGAGGUCGCCGCUAGGAAGGACGACAAGGCCAGGCAGCUGCAGAAGCGGGUCCUCGUGGGCGUCGCCAUCGGGGUGGGCGCCGGCGGCAUCGUGGUCGCCGGCGGCCGGGUGUUCGCCGCCGCCGUCGCGGCCGCCGUUCUUGCCGGCUCCCGGGAGUACUUCGAGCUCGUCCGCAGCACUGUAGCCGGAGGCGGGACCCCGCCGCCGCGCUACGUGUCCCGCGUCUGUUCCGCCAUCUGCGCUCUCAUGCCCAUCCUUACGCUGUACUAUGGACGCAUGGAUGUUACUGUGGCGUUUUCUGCAUUCGUCAUUGCAAUAGCAUUGCUUUUACAAAGAGGAAACCCUCGUUUUGCUCAGCUAACUAGUUCAGUUUUCGGGUUAUUUUACUGCGGUUAUCUACCUUCUUUCUGGGUUAAGCUUCGAUCCGGACUAGCUGCCCCUGCCUUAAAUACAAGCAUAGCAUACAAUUGGCCAAUUCUUCUUGGUGGACAAGCUCACUGGACAGUUGGACUUGUAGCAACCUUGAUGGCUAUUAGUAGCAUCAUUGCUGCUGAUACAUCUGCUUUCCUUUGUGGAAGGGCAUUUGGUCGUACCCCUUUGACUAACAUAAGCCCUAAGAAGACCUUGGAGGGUGCUUUAGCUGGCCUAGCUGGCUGCGUACUGACCACUGUGCUGCUGUCGACUGCCUUACGCUGGCCAAGGUCGCUUUUGAGUGCCACAGCUUAUGGAAUCCUGAUCUUCCUGGGUUCGUUAUUCGGGGAUCUUGUUGAAUCUCUGAUCAAGCGCGACGCUGGUGUGAAGGACUCCGGAUCGCUCAUUCCUGGUCAUGGUGGGAUUCUUGACCGAGUUGACAGCUACGUUUUCACGGGGGCACUUUGCUACUCUUUUGUCAGAGUGGCUCUACCCCUGUACGGGGUCUGAUUAGAGCACCGGCCUUCUUGUUGUUUUGCCUUUCUCCUUCCAUCAGCAAUGCGGUCAGUCACCAUACAUUUUAACAUGCAACGAUGAGUAUUUGCUGGGAUGCCCUAGAUCAGUUCUUCAUCUCAAGACAACGUGGUCUUCCCUCCAAGCGAAUUUGGUGGCCACUAGCUCGUCAUCGACAUUGCUUCUUGCUUUGGGUUUGAGAUGGCCUUUCCAGCUCAACCAGUUUCUUGCAAGCCUUGUAACUCUGUGUGUACAUAGUUUAUUUUUUCAUAUAGAGAGAGAGUAAAAAGGAAAGGCUAAUUAUUCAUCACAAAAGCUGUUAACAGUGCAUUGAGGCAGCUUAUGUCAAUAUGUACCAAACUACACUUGUUUUAAUAAUUCAAGGCACUAAAUUCCC